Molecule: messenger RNA, 1318 nt
Organism: Phodopus roborovskii (desert hamster)
Lineage: Eukaryota; Metazoa; Chordata; Mammalia; Rodentia; Cricetidae
Gene: Scn3b
Product: sodium voltage-gated channel beta subunit 3
Exons: 6
Coding region: 148-795 (215 amino acids)
Biological process (GO): sodium ion transport; ventricular cardiac muscle cell action potential; regulation of heart rate by cardiac conduction
Cellular component (GO): voltage-gated sodium channel complex
Molecular function (GO): sodium channel regulator activity
Source: RefSeq, a predicted model, not a curated record
CAGGGCGCAUGACCUUUUGUUCUUCCUCCCACUCAGAAGAUCUCUCCCUUAGGGGUUUGAUCCCUAAGGGUUUCCUCGAAAGAAUCAGAGGGCGAAGUCCUUGACAGAGAUUCUCUGUUUAGCUUCAGAAACCGCUCACGGAAAAAGAUGCCUGCCUUCAACAGAUUGCUUCCACUAGCUUCUCUCGUGCUCAUCUGCUGGGUCAGAGUCUGCUUCCCUGUGUGUGUGGAAGUACCCUCGGAGACGGAAGCCGUGCAGGGCAAUCCCAUGAAGCUGCGCUGCAUCUCCUGCAUGAAGAGGGAGGAGGUGGAGGCCACCACUGUGGUGGAAUGGUUCUACAGGCCUGAGGGCGGUAAAGAUUUCCUUAUAUAUGAGUAUCGAAAUGGACACCAGGAGGUGGAGAGUCCAUUCCAGGGUCGUCUGCAGUGGAAUGGGAGCAAAGACCUGCAAGAUGUGUCCAUCACUGUGCUCAAUGUCACUCUGAACGACUCUGGCCUCUACACAUGCAAUGUGUCCAGGGAGUUUGAGUUUGAGGCACAUAGGCCCUUUGUGAAGACCACGAGACUAAUACCCUUGAGAGUCACUGAAGAGGAGGGAGAAGACUUCACCUCCGUGGUCUCAGAGAUCAUGAUGUACAUCCUUCUGGUCUUCCUCACCCUGUGGCUGUUCAUCGAGAUGAUCUAUUGCUACAGAAAGGUCUCCAAGGCUGAAGAGGCAGCCCAGGAAAAUGCGUCUGACUACCUUGCUAUCCCGUCGGAGAACAAGGAGAACUCUGUGGUACCUGUGGAGGAAUAAUGUGGUGUGACUUGAGGUGAUCUGAGUACUGAGGGACUUGGAUGUUCCCAGUUCAGUGAUGUCAGCAGCAUCAGCAAAGUGCCCCAGGAGUCCCAUUGCAUCCGUCUUUGUAUUCAUCAACCAUCCACCCAACUGUGAGGUUUUAUCUGACCUCUGAGCUCUAUUGGAACUCUACACAUCUUUCCUGAACUGAAGAGCCAAUACCUCUACAUAGAAUAAACCUCACUUUGUCCUUGCUUUCAAGCAAGUAGAUCCUAACUCAACUAAAGUUGUCCCUUAUGCUCCAAAUGACUUUACAUAUGUACUAGAGAGUUGUAUUCCCUCUGCCCUGUCUGCAAUUGGGUCGUUCUCCACUGCUACAAAAAGAAUGGAUGUAUAACUGAAGGAAGCACUGGUUAGUUUGGGCUAAAGCCAAAGCAUGCCAUGCACUUAGAUUCAUUGAAGUCAGUUUUCCCUCCUAAGCCCAUGCCCUGCUUCUCAACACCAGAAAGCAGCAAUGUCUCUCCAGGGUAUCCAGGAACAU